GCACGAGCGCGCAGUCGUUGUCAGGGACGGGGUACAGCUGGGAAAAACACAUACGCACGCACACACACACACCCGUCUCUCUCUCGCACGCACAUAAGGCAAAAACAAAAGGAGACAAGGCGCUACUAAUGCUGGCACCGCGGAGCAAGAAAGCGUGAGCAUGCAGCGCGGAGUAGGGGCUGCAGCAGACCUUUGUUUGUUUCCUGGAAACCCUGGAGCGCGAGGGAAUAAAAUGGAGUGGUAGGGACUCCGAGGCGCGAGAGGCGCGUCCACCUGCUGCUAGACAGUCCGGGCUCGUGAGAGAGGGGAAACAUGGUGAGACCACUGCAUUGAAGAGGAUAAAAACAAAACAUAUGACAACAUUCCACGCGGCUGACGAUCAAACGGAGUCCGAAGAGCGGGCGGGACGUGCGGCCCGGGUGUAACGGGAGAUUGGACAGUGGUGAUUAUGUUAGAGAGAGAGAUAUUCAGUUCAGAUUGAUGGAUGUUCUACAGGAGUCCCGAUUCUCAGGGGCAGAUCACAGCCCCUGCCCAAGAGAUACUAGUGAAAAUGAGCCACAUGACACUUUGGCAGAUGUGUCACAUGAUCUAAGGCGCUGUGAUGACAUUGAGCCUGCUGUGCUAUCCUUGCCCUCAUUUUGUGACCAGAAUCAGACCACUGAAGGACCUCUUAGCCCAGCUGAUCUGCAUGAUGGGUCUAUCUCCAACACCACCUCACUGUCCUCUCUCUCUUCAUUCUCUUCACUUUCAUCCCUCUCAUCUCUUUCUUCUGUGCCCUGUUCCAAACCUGUGACGCCCUGGUCUGUGCCGCAGACCUGUGACAGGUCAUUGCUCUCUAACAUGGACUCCAGGGGUGGAGAAUGCCUUAGCUGUCUGAUCCCCAAAAACCAGACAGAAUCAGAAUCAUGUGAUUCUGUGCUAAACUUUGCCAGCAUCAACUUGCAAUGCAUUGGCCCCACCCCCAUCACAGGUAGCUAUGGUGACCAAGUUCUAUCUGAUCAGCUGCUCAGUGGCCCUGCCCAGCCAGAUGGAACCAAUGAGGGGGCUGAGGAGGGGAGGUCAAUGCAGGAGAGCGAAUCAGAUGACGAUCCUGCAUCCAGGAGCAUAUACGAAGGUCUUGGUGAGGAGGCACAGGACUGGAGCUGUCUAGAGACUCUCAUCAGUGAAAGCCGUAUGGAGCUGUUGGAUUUAUGCUCCCGCAGUGAACUUGCAGUCAAUCUGUUCUGUGAGGAGGACGUGGAGAAUUACAUGUUUCAAGAGGAGGAAACAGCACUCAGUGGGGAUGUCUGCUCACUCAAAAUACGCUAUGAGUCCUAUCAGGAUGGAGUACAUGAGAGGAGUGAUUCUGCCCUACAAAAUGAAUCUCAGCUAGGUUUCUUUCCAAGCUUACCUUGCAGUAGAAAAGAGGGGGCAAAAGAGAAACCAGACCAACCAGUUGAGAUUAAAGCGGAUGACCAUGUGAUCCCCAAUAUUAGCCAAGACAGUAACUUUCUGUUUGACCUCUGUAACUCUCCGGAAGAUUCCGGUGAAUUCAGUGAUGACAGCUCUUGCACGGGCUCCCCGGACCAUGGCCUCUCCCUCCGCCAUGGCCGCCUGUCUCGAGAAAAUUCUAGCUCCUCCAGCCAGUUAAGCUAUCGCCUUCGAGCCAAGAGGAAGGUGGCCUACAGAGAAGACUACCUGUAUGAUGUGGAUUCUAUAGAAAGUGAAAGAAAUGCAGAGAAAUGUGAAAAACAGCCUGCUGGGCUCAAGAAAGAGCGUGAUGACGACUGGAGCCCAAAGAAGAGGCGGCGGUCCAAUCGGAAAGAGCCUCCUGUAAUUAUAAAAUACAUCAUCAUUAAUCGUUUUAAAGGCCAGAGGCACAUGAGAGUGAGGCUGGGGCAGGUUGAUCCAUCACCUGCUGUGGUCAGUCUGAGUCCAAAUGCCCUGCUGCACUAUGAGAAACUUGCACCACUAAAAGCCUACUGGCAAAAAAGGGAACAGGAACAGCAGGAGAAGAAUAGAUUGACAGCUACAGAAAGAACCAAACGUCUCAAUGGCUGCAAAAGACCGCCAAGGACUAUGCCCAAACGUAAGCACAGGAUGGCCAGACUCAGAAUCCAGCAGAUCCAUGCAGUAGAGAAUUCCGUCACCAGCCAAACUAUAGUGGUCCCUGCCAACAAUCAGCUACAAGGGACUGAAUCACUAUACAGCACAGAGAAACCAAAAGAGGAGAUUACCUCCAUUACAUACAAUGUCAGGGCUAAAAGCAGAACACAGGAGAGAGAGGAAAGGAGAAAGGCAGGUAAAACAGGGAAGAUAAAGAAAUUCAAAAGUGAAGCAAGGCUUAGGUUGAAAAAGCUAAUAGAGGCUGAGACACAGGAAGUCCCUGAAGCCUCUGAUAUUGAGAUGUGUAGCCCAUGUUUACCAGAAAACCUUAGUAACUCCCUAGAAGGUAAUGCUGUCACAAAUGAGACCUCCAGUAAUGACUCUGAAAAAUGCACUUUGACCCCAACUGCUCCGGGGACUGAUGGCAAUACAGAAGUCCUCCCAGGGGGAUACCUGCAGACUCUUCUGGAAGCCUCCGAGUCAUCCAGCAGUGCUAACAUCACCUGUUUCCAUCCAGGGCAGCAGAAUGCCACACUGCAGCCUAUCCAGAGCUGCGUUCUCUCUCCCCCCUCUGAAUCUGAGUUCCCCCACUCUCCUCCAUCUAUAAACCAUGGGCCACACCACACACACUAUGCUGAGCCCAACCUCAAUGAACCAAACCAGCCCAUUUCGUGGCCAUCACAACCGCCUGUUGAACUGCUGCCCUUCUCCCCAGAUGUCCCAACCCAGUCACCUGUUAUGCCAUCAGGCUUUCCCACACCAUUGCAUGUGUUAGCAGGGGAUGGCACAACUGUGACAGGGUAUGGACAAGUGUCUCUAUCGGGCUGCAGGGUUUCAUAUGAAGAUUCUAAACCUGAUGCCGAUUACGGUUUGAGUCCACCUGGGUCUCGGAGCAAUAACAGUUUAGGACGGCUGGUUAGCUUUAACUCCCUGGGGUCACUAUCUGCCACCUCUAGCAACUACAGCUCACUCAGCCUAAGAGAGGGAGAAAGGGAGCGGGAGGAGGAGAUUGGUGAGAUCAACGAUGGCUUCCUAUCACAUUGCAGCCCACGGCUCAUCCUCCAGCAAAGUCUUGAAGAGGUUGCUCCACUUCGAGAGUCCACUGACCUCUUGGAUAUUUCCAACUUUACCCCCGAUAAAUUCCGGCAUUCAUCAUUAUCUGAGAUGUCCCCACCAGACACACCCAACUCUUCCCCACAGCUGCUGGGAAAUUGUGGGAAAGCCGGAGAAUUCUCAGAGGCAGGAGAAUCAAAUGCACAGUGGAGCUGUGGAGUUGUCCCGCAGCUUGAUCAAGAUGGAACAGGAAAUGCACGUCUCCUUCAAAUACACCCUUUCAAAACAGAUGAGGAAGAAGUGAGGCUUGGGGAUCACAAAGUUUCAAUGAAAAAGAGUGGGAAAAAUGGACAAGGAACAAAAAAGGCCAAAACCGCUAAAACAGUGAAAGGAGAGAAAGUGAAGCUACCAUGUCAGGGCUCUCGUUCUGUGCGGAAGAUCAAAGCUUUGCUGGAGGGAAAAGUAGCCAAAAGUCGGGGAGGGUCAGGGAGUGGUGCUUCAUCCCCCACCCUGUCACUUGGCUUGAUGGGACCUCAGGGGGAGUGGCAUAACACUGGGGGACUGUCCAACGAUGACCAACGAGAAUUCCAGGAACCAUCAAACAUCCUGUCCAAUAUAGUGUCUGGAAUGGCUGAAGUACAGCGCUUCAUGAGGGCCUCUGCAGAACCUCUUUGGGGGCCUUGCCUGUCACCAGGUCAACAUGCCCUCCAGAGCCAGACACUUAAGAUUCUGGGUAGUGCCGCUGACCUUAAAAAACGGGGUGGAGCCUCAGGCGGAGGAAGAGGGAAAAAAGGAGCUGGACGUGGUGGAAAAACACUGCCUAAACUUCUCCCACCAGGCUUCUUUUCUCCUCUUGGACUGGACUGCCUUCCACUUUCACACCGUCCAGCACACAAAAAAAUGUACCGUCACAAAAGCAGCGCUAAGUUUGCCCGUGAGGAACUGUUAGCAGGAAAAAGGGACAUAAAAGGAGUAGCAUUGACUGCUUUGGUAGAGAAACGGAGCUAUAACACUGUAUGUGUUAAAUCAGUGUCACAGCACCAUCGUUUAAACCGUGCCCAGCGUCCUGCUCUGUCUCUCACCAAAUGGUUGCCUUCUGUUCAGGGGUCAAAAGUCAUGUGUAUUAUUCUGUGCUAAGAAUUGCUUUCCCCUUGUAACUGUGCCAACCCCUCAGAACAUUGGGCUUUGACAUUCUAAAAGAAAGAGGAAUUCUUGAACAGGAUGCUCUUGUUUUCUGAGGUUCCAAAAUGUACCAGUGUCAAAUGAGAUUUUAUCAUUAUUGUUAUUUGUUUAAAAGUUGUGAAAGGGAAGGUUUAUUCAUCUGAUCUCCAGUGAAUCUCCUCCUGCCAGUAUCAAAAUGCUGUUGUACACAAACAUAUGCACUAUUUACAAAAUAAGAUUAUAUAAAACAUGUUUAAAUUAACGUGCCAAACUAUGAACAAUUAAUUGUACAGACAUUUUUAUCUACAUAAGUAUUUGCGGUUUUAUAAUGUGGCAGUGAUUGAAAAGCGUAUGUGUGCUUGGGGGAAGGGGGCAAGUUAAGAUUAGAGGCAUGAAGUGAGAGAUUCAUGAACAUAAUUGCAGGGAGGGAGUUUAAGAACCAUAAUGGCAAAGAAAAAAAAAUGGUAGCUUUUCAUUCUGAUUAAUUUCUGGAUGGUUAAAGAUCAUUGUAGGUGUAACACAAAGACAACAAAAAGGAAUCAAUCCUGCAGAUUACAAUACAUUACAUAAAGCAUUUUAACUUGUUUGCGUCCCAAGCUUCUAAUUUAGCUCAGUAGCUCUCCUAUGUUCUUCAAAUGAAUUUUAUGCCAUUAAAACCAGUUUAAGACAGGACCAAAUAUUUUUUGAAAGUUUUUCUAAUUUGUUGCUAGUGAUGUGCAUGCAUUUAAAAACAUGAUAUGAAAAUGUGUUGUGAAUGCUGAUCCCCGUAUUAUUACUUUCUCUGACUCGCCUGUUUUUUCUUUCCUGAUUUUAAAACCAUAAUUUUCCAAUUGCCGUUGAAAUGUUAUUUGUUGUGUGUGUGUAUAUAUAUAUAUAUAUAUAUAUAUAAAAAGAAAAGAUGCCACUGUGGUUAACCCCUGUUCUGUUUAUUUAAUUUCUGCAGGAUCUUUUUUUUCUUUUUUUUUUUUUUUUAUACAACUUCCUGAAUCCGCUCUUUUGAGAAUAUCUCAGAAGGAAGGAGGUUUCUUUUGCUCUUGCACUGACUUGGAAUGUGAAACACUUCUGAGUUGGUGAACAGUACAUGCAAUUGAUGACAGCGUUUAAGUUUAAGAAAUUUUACACCUUUUUCUAGUUUAGCAGGUAUUUGUACAACACUCUACACAUUUGGUUCUAUUAUUAGAACAACUUUUCUAUGAAAAGACAUUCCACAGCUGGUGGUGUGAUUCACAAGUGACAAGCUCUAAAAACCUCUCGAUUUUUGGGGAACGAAUUAGAGCUUUCCCAGCCUCAUCAAGCAAAAGACCAGGAAAAAUUAUUCAGAAAAUAUUUUAAGUUUAUGUUGUCUAAGAGAUUUUUUUGUCCCUGCUGAGCGAAUGGAGAUGUAACACAGUUGGUUCAGGUCCGUUGACUCUGGAAACCCAACUGCAUUACCAUCUCUCAUUCCCACAGCUGCCCAUCUCACCAAACAAACUCAAGCCACUCUCAGUGCUGCCCCCUGCCGUUCUGUUUUAAUAUAGCACUGCUGUUGCUAAACCUGCAGGACAUCUGUGAUGUCAGUGCAGGGAGAUCCUGUUCAAAUUUGUAGAACAGAGUUGAAAUUAUUAUAGCACAAGUACCCUGCACUAACUGAAGGUGUUCAUAUUUUUUAAAAGUUCUAAAAAAUUGUUAUUCCCCUAUAAGUGCAUCAUGUGAAUUUUGAACAAGCAUAUCAAAAACUUAAUUGUGCCCUAUUUAUGAAUGUAUUGUAAUGUCAUGUUGGAAGUAUUUUAUUUUAUUUUUUUUUUUUUUUUUUACUACAUUACUUGUAACUACUUUUGCCUUUUGCUCAUCAUCAAGGUAAAAAGAAACUGUUUGUACUGCCUGCUCAGUCUUAGCCAGGUGGAUUAUCAAUGAUCUGUUGAUGUAGGAAAAAAAUGACCUGUAUAUUUUUCAUUGUGCCAAUUUGUAACAUAUUUUCUAAGUGUAUAUUUUUCUUAGAAAGUGAUGUGAGGUCGUUCUUACUGUAGCUUCUGUUUUUUCCCUUUUUAGCAAGUGAAAAGGUUGCUAAUUGCCAUGAUCUUUUUUUUCUUCUCUUAUUUGUUUUUGUUUGUUUGUUUUAAAACCAAAAAUUUAAAAUACUAAAAUAAAAAUAAUAAAAAUAAAAAAACUAUUGUAAAGGAGAGAAAAGGAGAGCAAGCUGUGACUCUAUAUUGAGAGUUUUUGUAAUUGGACCAAUCUUGAUGUAAGAGUGUUGUGCUCUAGUAAAAUAUAUAUUAAUUUAAAGAUAAAAAGAAACCAUGAAAACAGACAGUGGAACAAUUACACUAAUUUGUGAUCUCAUUGCUGUUUUAUAGAUUUUCAUGUAAAUUAUUCUAGUAUUUUGUUUUGUUGUAUCUGUCACAAAAGUUUAAAUAUUUGUGAUCAAGCCUGUAUGGUGACAAAUGUAAUAUUGGUAACUUGCUGAGUUUUGUAAUCAUGUUUAUCGAAUAAAUAUUAAUUAA
Xyrauchen texanus (razorback sucker) is the source of this 6779-nucleotide messenger RNA. It is a transcript of the gene nexmifa, whose product is annotated as neurite extension and migration factor a. The coding region runs from base 481 to 4275 and encodes 1264 amino acids. Lineage: Eukaryota; Metazoa; Chordata; Actinopteri; Cypriniformes; Catostomidae. The record is from RefSeq and is a predicted model, not a curated record. Gene Ontology annotation, biological process: negative regulation of cell-cell adhesion mediated by cadherin; negative regulation of cell adhesion mediated by integrin; negative regulation of neuron migration. The transcript has 4 exons. Gene Ontology annotation, cellular component: nucleus.